AUGGAAAAUCCAGUUACUAACAAGCCACAAGAAAGACCAAUUGGAGCAAAAAACAAAGUCCAAGGUCAGUACGAAGAGACCUAUCCACUUUUGAAAGUGUUGAAAGAGGACAAAAACAAUGUGGAAUAUGCCAUCAAACUGGCCAUAAUAGUCAAACAU
Molecule: messenger RNA, 159 nt
Organism: Cetraspora pellucida
Lineage: Eukaryota; Fungi; Glomeromycota; Glomeromycetes; Diversisporales; Gigasporaceae
Source: the annotation of a GenBank genome assembly